This is a messenger RNA of Staurois parvus, 328 nucleotides long. The record is from the annotation of a GenBank genome assembly. NCBI's taxonomy places the organism in Eukaryota, Metazoa, Chordata, Amphibia, Anura, Ranidae.
AUGCAGACUUCUUCUACAAAACAUUUGUGAAAGAAUGGGUCGCUCUCAGGAACUAAGUGAAUUAAAGCGUGGUACUGUGAUAGGUUGCCACCUGUGCAAUAAGUCCAUCUGUGACAUUUCCUUGCUAUUAAAUAUUCCACAGUCAACUGUUAGUGGUAUUAUAAUAAAUUGGAGGCAACUGAGAAUGACAGCAACUCAGCCACAAAGUGAGAGGGGUCAGCGCAUGGUGAAGCACACAGUGUACAGAAGUCACCAAUUGUCUGCAGAGUCAGAUGAGCACAACAGUGAGAGCUUCAUGGAAUGGGAAACAGCUGCAUCCAAGCCUUAC